This is a messenger RNA of Scatophagus argus, 1704 nucleotides long. It is a transcript of the gene ghitm, whose product is annotated as growth hormone inducible transmembrane protein. NCBI's taxonomy places the organism in Eukaryota, Metazoa, Chordata, Actinopteri, Scatophagidae. The transcript has 9 exons. Bases 143 to 1189 code for a protein of 348 amino acids. The record is from RefSeq and is a predicted model, not a curated record. Gene Ontology annotation, cellular component: mitochondrial inner membrane.
AAUUCCCAUCAAACCUGUCGCAGGAUGAUGACGCAAGACAGAAUUUUCACGAAGGUUGCUGAACACUUGCGUCAGAAACUUGCGCACUUAUUUCUGGAAAGGUGAACGACGAGCCUUGCUCCUCGGAUAAAACAUUGUGAUCAUGCUGGUGGCAAGGUUGGCGUGCCUGAGGAGUCUUCCUCUUGCUGGGCUUCGUCCUGUCCUCUCGCAGGGCUCCCCGGCGCUGAGGGCCCCCAUCUUGAAGACUUGUCCUCCCCUGCUCAGGCCCCAACAGGGCUUUGCCUCUAAGACCAGAUUUGGUUUCCGCCGCGGGAGAACAACCAGAGACCAACUCCAAGAGGCAGCUUUUGAGCCAGCGACAGAUACUGCCAUUAAAAUUGACAGCAUGGCAAAAAUGUUUCUGGCUGGAUCUGCAGCAGUUGGCCUUGGAGCUCUGUGCUACUAUGGACUUGGCAUGUCAAGUGAAAUCGGUGCCAUUGAGAAAGCAGUGAUCUGGCCCGAGUAUGUGAAGAACAGAAUCCACUCCACCUACAUGUACUUUGCAGGCAGUGUUGGACUGACUGCUUUGUCAGCUGUAGCAGUGAGCAGGACCCCAGCACUUAUGGGUCUGAUGAUGAGAGGAUCCUGGCUGGCUAUUGGAGCAACUUUCGCGGCUAUGAUUGGUGCCGGCAUGCUGGUCAGGUCCAUUUCAUAUGAGCACAGCCCAGUGCCCAAACACCUCUCUUGGAUGUUACAUGCAGGUGUGAUGGGUGCCGUCAUCGCUCCCCUCACUCUCCUGGGGGGACCUCUGAUGUUGAGGGCUGCCUGGUACACAGCAGGCAUUGUGGGAGGUCUGUCUACUGUGGCCAUGUGUGCCCCAAGUGAGAAGUUUCUCAAUCUAGGAGGGCCGUUGGCCGUGGGCUUUGGAGUCGUCUUUGCUUCCUCUAUUGGAUCAAUGUUCCUGCCGCCCACCUCAGCAUUCGGAGCAGGCCUGUACUCAGUGGCCAUCUAUGGAGGCCUGGUCCUGUUCAGCAUGUUCCUCCUCUAUGAUACACAGAAGGUCAUCAAGAGGGCAGAGACAUAUCCACUCUACGGUGUACAGAAAUAUGACCCCAUUAACGCGUGUAUGGGGAUUUACAUGGACACGCUGAACAUCUUCAUGAGGCUGGUGAUGAUCCUGGCCAACGGCGGCGGCAGCAGAAGGAAGUAAAGGGCGGUUUGGACUUUAGCUUUUGUUUCACCUUCCACGGAGCUAAACCAAAUCGUGUUUUAUUAAUAGCAGCAUAUGCCAGAUGUUAUCACUUAGUGACAAGUCUCAUCUAACUGGUAAAUAAACAUGAAUGCUUUGUAACUGUGCGAAGAGGUGGAUUGCACAGGAAAAGUUGAGAGCUCUUACCUUGAUUGUGGAAGUAUCUUGUUUAUCCCGGGGGUUACAGACAGGUUAUAGCUGUCUGUCAGCAUCAUUUCGCCUGCCCCAGAUGUCCUCACUUUUCUCUUUGUUUUAUAUUUAUUUCCACUGGCUGGUAUUUCUGUUUCUAAUAAGAAUCAAAGUUCAAGAAUAAUUGAAAUAUGCAUAGAGUGGUCCAGACUUACAGUACCAUAAAUGACAGUGUUGUAUGCACUUCUGUGCUGGAUUAAACAGGUUCACACUAGUACAUACAUUUCUGAAAAAAUGUACAGUAAUUUCAACGACAAAAUCACUCAAUAAACAAGUCAAACAGGUCA